UCUACGGGUGCAACCGAUAUCGUACGGUACUUGAUAGACCAGAAGGCUGACGUCGACAAAUCGGACUCGAGUGGAUGGACGGCACUGCACAUAGCCGUUAGUGCCGGAAACGAGGAUAUAGUUCAGGAGCUCGUUGGCGCAGGGGCCGAUGUCAAUAAACGAAAUGAUAAAGGGCUGUCUCCCCUGUAA
Molecule: messenger RNA, 189 nt
Organism: Pisolithus orientalis
Lineage: Eukaryota; Fungi; Basidiomycota; Agaricomycetes; Boletales; Pisolithaceae
Product: ankyrin repeat-containing domain protein
Exons: 2
Molecular function (GO): protein binding
Source: RefSeq, a predicted model, not a curated record